CUGACCUGCUUCAUCGGAAGCGUGGGUGACGUGGAACCCGUGCGACUGACAGCGCGGGGGGUGUGACGCCAUCAGACGUCGACUGGCUCCGAGGCGUAUUUGUUGUGGGGAUGGACUUCACAGAAUGCUACGAAGACACGGUGUCCGGCGUUGCUGCUGCAGCCCGCUCAGGACGCAGGGCGCGGCUAAGGAGGCUGAUCCAGAGAGGCUGCAGCGUGGACUGUCGGGAUAACCGCGGCUGGAACCCUCUGCACGAGGCGGCAGCGGCCGGCAGUAAAGAGUGUGUGCAGGAGUUGUUGUCUGCAGUCAGCGCGAGCUCCUCCAGACGUCGGCGGGAUUACGCAAACUCUUCCACCCAUGAGGGGGAAUCGGCAUGCUACCUGGCAGCGCAGCGGGGACACCUGCCGGUGGUCCGGCUCCUCCUGAAAGCCAACGCUGACCUCAACCAGCAGACCAACGACCUCUCUUGUCCUUUAUAUGCAGCUGUGGACAACGGGCACACGGAGGUCGUGAAGCUCUUGGUCAGGAAAGGUGCAGAGGUCAACCGGAUACACACCGCAUCCUGCUGGACCUGCCUGCAUCAAGCUGUUUACAAGGGCCACAGCAGCAUUGUGCGUGUUCUCGUUAAGGUUUGCGACCUGGAGGCCCAGGAUGACCACAGGAUCUCCCCGCUGUUUGUGGCCGCACAGUACGGACAGAGGGAAUGCCUGGAGCUCCUCGUUCAGGCGGGUGCCGACGUGAACACGCAGGCGGCCGAUCUGGCGACGCCGCUGAUGAUCGCCUCGCAGGAAGGCCACCAGGCCUGCGUGGAUCUGCUGCUGGAUCACGGGGCCGAUCCUAACAUGGCCUGCAGCACCGAGUGGCCGCAGUUCCCCAUUCAUGCCGCCGCUCAGUUCGGACACGUCAGUAUUCUACGCAGGCUGAUCGAGGUGACUGACCGGACGUGCGACCGGGGCGAAGGCAUGGUCAGCCCGCUGUAUGUGGCCGUCCACAGCGAGCAGGCCGGCAGCGUGGAGCUGCUGCUGCAGGAAGGUUACAGCCCAGACGCUCAGGAAUACGAAGACACCCUGGGUUUCCCUUCUCCGCUCUCCCUGGCGUUAAAUCAGACAUUCACCAAACCGUGCAGUGAUAUAAUAAAGCUGCUGCUCACUGCGGGAGCAACUUUAAAUGCAGAGGAGUGGACUUAUGCCCUAGCCACCGACAGAGCCGACCUGCUGGAACUGAUCCUGGCCUACAGGUGGAUCCCUCGGCCAGAAGCUUUAAAAGGGGGCUUUUCAGCAUCGCGCCGUCAUGGGAAGCUGCCGCUGAAGCUACAGGAGCUGAGGGAACUGAUCUGUGUAGCGUUGAGCCAAGUGGAGUUUGCUUCCUGUUGGCUUUCUGUCCUUCUGAGCAAAGGACUAGAACCAUCUUUGCUGCUGCACCCGCAUAUGCUGGAGAAGGCGGACAGUGAUGUGUUGAACUUUCUGCUUGAGUUUGUAAACUGGUCAACUCUUUGUCCUUCUCUGAAGACCGUUUUGGACCAGAGGCUGGCAGAGAAGACCUGGGAGCCACACGCUCAUUUUGAUUCGGUUCCCUGUCUUUUCCACCUGUGCCGGCUGAAGGUUCGGGAGGUGCUGGGGCCGGAUCAGCUGAUGAGGACCGAUAUAGUCCAGCAGCUGCCUGUUCCGCCUCCGCUUUGUGAUUUUCUCAAAUUCAGGAACGUCCAAGAACCUUCCUACACGCACCCGCCGCCAUCACCUGUCAUAAAUCGCAUCGAGAGACACCGCAGCACGCACAAACACAGACAUGUUCUGUAAAUCUGAUUUUCCCCAUUUUGUUUCUCUUGUGCCGAUUUAAAGGUGUUGAGAUCCGUAUUUCACAUUGAAAUAGCACUCCAUAUGGGACCCACAGAGAUAACUGUCUAAAAAGUGUAUAUGUGCACUGGUCUGUCUUGUGGAAAUGUUCCAUAUAACUUCCUUAUGUUGUUACCAGUUAAUAUUCAGGAUUUUUGGCUUUCUCGAAUGUGGUAAAGAAAAUAAAAUUAUGUUUUUUUUAAUAA
Messenger RNA from Fundulus heteroclitus (mummichog), 2038 nucleotides. RefSeq names its product ankyrin repeat and SOCS box containing 3 (gene asb3). Lineage: Eukaryota; Metazoa; Chordata; Actinopteri; Cyprinodontiformes; Fundulidae. Gene Ontology annotation, biological process: intracellular signal transduction. The coding region runs from base 111 to 1796 and encodes 561 amino acids. The transcript has 10 exons. The record is from RefSeq and is a predicted model, not a curated record. Gene Ontology annotation, molecular function: protein binding.